Molecule: messenger RNA, 2478 nt
Organism: Lotus japonicus
Lineage: Eukaryota; Viridiplantae; Streptophyta; Magnoliopsida; Fabales; Fabaceae
Exons: 14
Coding region: 147-1958 (603 amino acids)
Biological process (GO): SRP-dependent cotranslational protein targeting to membrane
Cellular component (GO): signal recognition particle, endoplasmic reticulum targeting
Molecular function (GO): signal recognition particle binding; endoplasmic reticulum signal sequence receptor activity; 7S RNA binding
Source: RefSeq, a predicted model, not a curated record
GUCAUCUCUCUUCAUCGGUUUCUUCCUUGCACAGUUGUGUUCCGUUCAUUCUCGGCGAUUUCUGUCACGGCUUACAUUCGCUGCAGUAACCUCUGUGCUUCAAUCCUCUCACGAAGCUCGAAACCCUCUCUCACUCGCCAGAUUCGAUGGUGAAGGAGAAUCCAGUGUCCGCUAUGGAAAUCGAUGAUCAGAAAUCGACGAAUUCAGAUCAGAUCGUUCCCAAGUUCUCCAUUCACGUACUGCAGCUCUUGAAAUCUGCGCAAAUGCAGCAUGGUUUGCGUCAUGGAGAUUACACUCGCUAUCGGAGGUAUUGCACGGCUCGUUUGAGGAGGUUAUAUAAGUCGUUGAAGUUUACCCAUGGUCGCGGCAAAUAUUCAAAAAGAACCAUAUCUGAGUCCAAUGUCACUGAAGUAAGGUUUCUUCAUGUGAUUCUCUAUUCCGCAGAGAGAGCAUGGAGUCAUGCCAUGGAGAAAAGGCAGCUUCCAAAUGGGCCAAAUGCACGCCAACGUAUCUAUUUGAUUGGCAGGUUGCGGAAGGCAGUAAAAUGGGCUACUUUGUUUUCACAAUUGUGUGCAGUCAAGUCAGAUUCUAGAACAUCUUUGGAAGCUGAGGCUUAUGAAUCCUAUAUGAAGGGGAGUUUGUUGUUUGAACAAGAUCAGAAUUGGGACGUGGCGCUAAAGCACUUCAAAAGUGCUAGGGCCGUAUAUGAGGAAUUAGGCAAAUAUGGAGAUCUGGAUAACCAAGUGAUGUGUCGUGAGCGAGUUGAGGAACUCGAACCUAGUAUCAGAUACUGCCUUCACAAAAUUGGCGAGUCAAAUCUACAAGCCUCUGAACUGUUAAAUAUUGGUGAUAUGGAAGGGCCUGCAUUAGACCUUUUUAAAGCUAAAUUAGAGGCUGUCAUGGCUGAGGCAAGAUCUCAACAAGCUGCUUCCUUGACUGAAUUCCAUUGGCUUGGCCAUAGAUUUCCAAUUUCAAAUGCCAAAACAAGGGUUGCCAUUUUGAAAGCUCAGGAGCUGGAGAAAGAUAUACAUGGUCCCUCGGCAGAUUCUAUUCCAGCAGACAAAAGAUUGGUUAUUUUUGACAAAAUCUUUUCCGCAUAUCAUGAUGCUAGAGGCUUUAUUCGGGCUGAUUUGGCUACUACAGGAAGUGCUGAAAGUGUAAAAGAUGAUCUGAAUGGCCUUGAUAAGGCUGUCAGUGCUGUCUUAGGAGAAAGAACCAUUGAGCGCAACCUCUUGUUGGUUAAGGUAGCGAAGAGUAAACUUGCAAGGCGUAGUGAUGAUAAAAAUGAAAAAGUCACCAAACCUGAAGAGCUUGUUCGCUUAUAUGAUCUCUUGCUACAGAAUACAGCUGAUCUAUCAGAUUUAGUCAGUUCUGGAAGGGACAGAAACUCAGAAGAAGUUAACUUUGCUGAAGUGUGUUCGUGCAAAAGUUUGGCUUUUCGAGCUGAAAGGUGCUUUUACGUUGCGAAGUCAUAUGGUGUUGCUGGAAAGAGGGCUGAAGCAUAUGCUUUGUAUUGUCGUGCUCGAACACUGGCAGAAGAUGCCCUAAGAAAGUUUCAAAUGUUAGAUGGUGAUAAUAAGACUAUGGUGAAAGAGCUAGAGGUCUUGUGCAAUGAAUGCCGCUCUAACAGUUGUAUAGAGCACGCGUUGGGGAUCAUGGAGGAGAAGAAGGCUCAAGAGAAUCUCUCCGAAGGGAUCUCUAAUAUAUCAUUAACUGGAGCUGAGCGGUUGGAGAAAUUCCUUCUUGAGAAACUUGAUAUCUAUGAGUCUGCUGUGGGUGAUUCAAAUGUGAAACGUGCUCCCCGUAUUGCAGCUUUCCCUCCAGCUUUCCAAUCAAUCUCCCGCAAUCCUAUUGUGCUGGAUCUGGCCUAUAACAUGAUUGAAUUCCCAUCUAUCGAGAGUCGGAUGAAGAAGGAUAGAAAAGCUAAGGGUGGCUUUAUCAGUAGAAUAUUUGGAUGAGUUUAUUUGGUUAGGUUUUUGGUUCUUCAGAAUGAAGAAUUCGUGACAACUAAUCUGGAGGUUCCUUUUGUUGAAUAUUUUUAUGAAUUUUUGACAUGUUGAUAUACAAAUUUUGAGUGGUCUGUUAAUUUGGAAAUUUACAGCGGGAAGAUUGAUAAAACAUUUUAUAUAAGUAGGACUGUAUUCUACUUUUUGUAGCUGCGGUUAUAAUGUUUACAAUAACUCCUCUUUUGAGCUCCAGAGCGUCUCUUUUCCAUACUGGAAGCUCAUGCUGCUGCUGGUCCAGCAGGUCGCGCCUCUGGUCUCUCCUCCCUUCUUAGGCCUCUCAAGCUUCUCCCAGGACAUCCAAUUCAUCUUCCGAAUAGUGACAUCUCCUCCCCAGAAAAAUUGAUUAAUCGUAAGCUGAACUACAUUGCACAAAGUUUGUGGCAAAGCAAAACAGCUCAUAAUGUACGCUGGUAUAGCCUGAACCACUGACUUGCAAUAAUUUGUUCUAGUGCUUCCUUUUCUUUUCUGCUCA